AAAGCCCUCUGGAUCCUGUAGUCCUCCUGCUCGCCAGCCUCCCCAGAGCGCGGCUGCCCCAGCUCGCUCCCGGUGGCGAGACCUGACCUGCUAGGUAGAAAGCCGCUCUGUGAAAGAGAGAUGUGAAUUAUUAAAAAGAAAAUGGCCCAACGGAGCACUGUAUUUCCUUCUCUUGUCACUGAGGAAAGGCGAGUUCGGACUAUGCCCCGACACAGCCAGUCCCUGACCAUGGCACCCUACUCGUCCGUGAGCCUAGUGGAGCAACUGGAGGAUCGGAUCCUCUGCCACGAGAAAACCACGGCCGCCCUCGUGGAGCACGCCUUCCGGAUUAAAGACGACAUUGUCAGCAGCUUGCAGAAAAUGCAGAACAAAGGGGGAGGCGACCGCUUGGCCAGGCUUUUCUUGGAGGAGCACAUCAGGAACAUAACCGCCAUCGUGAAGCAGCUUAAUCGGGAUAUCGAGGUCCUUCAGGAGCAGAUCCGUGCCCGGGACAACAUCAGCUACGGAACGAAUUCUGCCUUAAAGACCCUGGAGAUGCGUCAGCUCUCUGGUCUGGGAGAUCUUCGGGGAAGAGUGGCCAGGUGUGAUGCCAGCAUUGCCCGGCUCUCUGCAGAGCACAAAAGCACGUGCGAGGGCCUCCAGCACUUGAACAAAGAGCAGCAAGCCGCCAAGCUUCUCCUGGAAACAAAGAUCAAGGACGCAGAGGGACAGAUUUCUCAGCUUUUGAACAGAGUGGACUUGUCAAUAUCAGAGCAAAGCACCAAACUGAAGAUGUCCCACAGAGACAGUAACCACCAGCUUCAGCUCUUGGACACUAAAUUUAAAGGUACAGUUGAGGAACUCAGUAACCAGAUUUUAUCUGCACGGAAUUGGUUGCAACAGGAACAAGAACGGAUAGAAAAAGAACUUUUACAGAAAAUCGAUCAGCUUUCCUUGGUUGUUAAGGAAAACUGUGGAGCCAGCGAAAGGGACAUGGAGAAGAAGCUCAGCCAGAUGUCAGCCAGACUGGACAAAAUAGAAGAGAGUCAAAAGAAGAACGUGGAGGGGCAGAGGGCAAAGCAGGAAGAAGACAAGGUGCACGGGCGCAUCAGCAAGCUGGAGCUACAGCUGAACGAGGACAUGAAGGAUUUGAAAGCGGAGGUUGAUGCGGGGUUUACAGCCAUCUAUGAAAGCAUAGGAUCCCUCAGGCAAGUUCUCGAAGCUAAGAUGAAGCUGGACAAGGACCAGUUACAGAAGCAAAUCCAACAGAUGCAGAAGCCGGAAGCUCCCAUGUGAAGGGACCUGGGACACGGACCUCAAAAGUGGUUGUGCCCGUGGGGCUGGAGCUGGAUACCUCCUAUAGCCAGGCUGUCGCUGCAUUCAGGAUUGUUCCGUUCAUGGCAUGCAUGUGCCAAGAAAUGUGUUUUCGUGAGUCUCAAUGUUUACCUUGAGUCUUGAAAACACUCUUUAAAAGUAUUAAGUACAAUUUUUACCACUUUAUUCCACUUAUCUAAAUUCAAUGGAACAUCUUCCUUGCCCUGGGUUUUGAAAGGCUUUUAUCCCCUUCAUUUUAUGAAUGAAAAGACUUAAAACAAUUUUCCUUCAGUGCUUGAUGCUCUAAGACUUUACUAUUUUGAAAAAUGUCAUGGUGAUUUUUUUACAUUAAGAAACUAAUGAGUUGUCACAGGAGCGUGUCGCUCCUCACCCUAAAUUAAGAGAAUGCCCUGAUAGACUAGAAUUCAACCUUUGAGUUGAGUCCAUAGUUGGAUUUUAUUAUUGUUGUCUGUGCAUUUCUUAUAUUGGUUAUCUUCUUGUAAAUCUGCCUUUUGUAGGGGGACGGGAUUUAACAUUUAGGGGGAAAAAAACCCCACCGUGUAUGCAGUGAAAAUAGUUUAAAAGUUGAUAACUGCCAUGUAGAUUACAAAUUAAAAUGGAAACUUAAUACAGUUAUCUAAAUCACACAAGGCACAAUAUCUACAUCGACCACCUAGUUGUAACAGGUUUUAAUAUGAACAACUUUUUUCAAUUAUCCACAGCCUGUACAGUGACAGCCAUAUAUUCAGUAAUGGAAUUGUGGUUAAUAGCCUGUUUAUUACACUUUCAAUUCAUCAUAAUAGGAUGUGAGAAUUUUUCAGGCUUUUGGAGCUCCUCUCUAAAUUUUUCCAAAAUUGCUACAAAGUGCUAAGAUUUAUAUACACUUAUUGUAACUGUAUCCUUGUGCCUUGGUUUUACCAGUCAAUGCACUGUACCCUGUAAAAGGUUUACAGACAAAAUAGAAGGCAUGAUGACACAUCAGAAUUAUGAUGUAAAAAUCGGAUCCUAUGUAUUUUUUAAAUGUUCUAAGACUUUUAUCACAGUUAAGGCAUUAACCAUUCACUAUUAUUAACGGAAUAGAAAUUCAUACUUUUGUAUUGGCCAGGGACUCAGACUGAUAACUGCAUUUAUAAUAACGUCAAGAAACUGUCAUUUUGAGCAACUUCAUAGAUGAUGGGUGUUUUAUUUUUAAUCUCCAUAUUUGAUUAGUCAUUGAAAAUUGGCACCAGUGCUGAGUGUUCACCUAUGUAUGUAAAAACUGACAGUGAGACACACCGUUCUAGACUGUGAGGGUGCCCAGGGAAAAAGAAAACACAAAUACUUUGAAAAUUUUAAAAACAUUUUUUUUUGUCUGCCAAGGACUCAGGAAAAUUAAGGCAUUUUUUAUUUCAGGAUAAAUCGUACAUGAAAUCCCUGACUGGCUGUUACUGUUUACCCAUGUGAAUUGUGCUGCUGAAGUACAUAAGCGUUUACCCUCACUGGCUUGACAAAAAAAUGUUUUUUAAUUUGGACCUGAGAAGUCAUAUAAGGAACCCGUCACCCAACACAUAUUUCCUUAUUUUGUCACGAGUCUUUGCAUCUUUAUAUAGGAAGACUGUUCCCACUUAAUGAAAAAACAAAGAGGUGAAUGCUCCUUAGCAAUCAGAAAGUGAGUUUCUUUUCGUGAUAGAGGAACCGUGUUUAGCACAGUUCUCCACGUUUAAGCACAAACCACAGCCCAGAGACUCACGGCCCCUCCAGCGUCUCUCUCCUCUGGGGCCUCUGAGGAGGGAGAGUCGGCACCUGUCACACCUGGGAGGAGGACACCGGCUGGGCUCGGGUCCAGGGUGACGGGAGCAGGUCAUGCUGGCUGCCUGCUGAACCGCUGAGACGCUUCCGAUGCUGCCAACCCCACGUCGGAGCUCCGGCGGGUCCUCCACCCUGGCUGCAAGUUGCAAUCACCCGGGAAGUGCAAAAAGCUGCUGCCGCCGCCGGGGCUACCCCCUGGUCCAGCAAAGUCAGAACCUCCAGGAGGGGACGUCUGAACCUCCAGGAGGGGACACAGGCAGCAGCAUGUGUUAGAGGUGCCACCCCCAUAGGGUGACUCACGUGUUGUGAGCCCCCCAGUCGACAGCGUACUCUUAUCACCAAAGUUGAAAUGAGAAUCAGCUUCCCUGUUCUUUCCUUUACCAGAAAUUUGCAAUAAAAAGAAUAAAACUGCCAAAA
This is a messenger RNA of Camelus dromedarius (Arabian camel), 3498 nucleotides long. RefSeq names its product family with sequence similarity 81 member A (gene FAM81A). The transcript has 9 exons. The record is from RefSeq and is a predicted model, not a curated record. The coding region runs from base 142 to 1275 and encodes 377 amino acids. Lineage: Eukaryota; Metazoa; Chordata; Mammalia; Artiodactyla; Camelidae.